Messenger RNA from Pseudovirgaria hyperparasitica, 1777 nucleotides. Its product is annotated as WD40 repeat-like protein. The record is from RefSeq and is a predicted model, not a curated record. Gene Ontology annotation, molecular function: protein binding. The transcript has 6 exons. NCBI's taxonomy places the organism in Eukaryota, Fungi, Ascomycota, Dothideomycetes, Acrospermales, Acrospermaceae. Bases 114 to 1562 code for a protein of 482 amino acids. Gene Ontology annotation, cellular component: Set1C/COMPASS complex.
CCCCGGUCGCCAUCGUCAUAGCUAGUACCGGCAGGUAAUGAGACUCAUCAGUAACAGUUCGCCCUUCCUAGGCUCGACGCUCCGCCACGGUCGCCCAUUUACUUUGCGCAGUCAUGAAUCUCGCUUUAGUCGAUCCCUUUGUGCUGGCGCAAGACUGCCCAGAGGCUAUGACCGGAAAGCUUCGUAGCGGCCAUUCAUCUUGCAUUCGAUUCAAUCACCGCGGUGACUAUCUCGCAUCUGGGAGGGCUGAAGGAACCGUCGUGGUCUUUGAUAUCGAAACAAAUGGUGUUGCUCGGAAAAUGCGUGGCCACACACGGCAAAUUCAGUCUCUAAGUUGGUCUAGCAAUGAUCGCUACCUGCUAAGCGCAUCGCAAGAUUGCAAAUGCAUACUCUGGGACUUGGAGGACGGUACGAGAAUCAGAUCUGUACGAUUUGAGGCACCCAUCUUCAUUGCAGAAAUACAUCCAACAAAUCAUCUGAUGUUCAUAACGGCUCUUUUCGAACAACAACCCGUGUUAGUCGAUGUGACAGACGAAAUUCCAAAGAAGUGCACUCUUCCUUCGGUCCCGAAACGAUCACAAGCAGAGUGGGAAAAGCUUAGUACAAGGCAACAAACAUUAGACGAAAAACAAACAACCACUGUCGCAGUGUGGAGCUCAUCUGGUGAACACGUUCUAGCUGGAACCUCAAGAGGCUGGCUAAAUGUCAUUGACACAAGGUCGAGACAGAUCGUACACUCAACGCAUCUGUCUUCAAAUCUCAUCGUGUUCAUCCGGCUGACAGCCUCCGGUCGAGAUAUGGUUAUCAAUUCCAGCGACAGAAUAAUUCGUACUGUCCAUUUACCUGAUUUCACAGAUCCCAAGACCGAUUUUGACAAUCUCCGGAUUGAGGUUGAGCACAAAUUCCAGGAUCUUGUGAAUCGACUUUCUUGGAACCACGUUUGCUUCAGUGCUACUGGCGACUAUGUUACAGCUUCCACCUACAUGAAUCACGACGUUUAUAUCUGGGAAAGAAGGCAUGGUAGUCUCGUCAAGAUUCUGGAAGGCCCCAAGGAGGAGCUAUCUGUGGUCGAGUGGCAUCCACAUCGUCCAUUUGUCGCCGCUGUGGGCGCUGAAUCUGGUCCCAUCUUCAUAUGGUCUCUGCUGACGCCACAACGCUGGUCUGCCCUGGCUCCUGAUUUCCACGAGGUCGAAGAGAACGUCGAAUAUGUGGAGAGGGAAGAUGAAUUCGACAUACAACCUUUAGAGGAGUUGCAUAAACGUCGACUUGAUCAAGAAGAUGAAGAGGUGGACGUGCUGACGAUUGAUCCCGGAAAAGCCGAUUUCAAUCCAGGAGAGUUCCGGAUGCCAGUCCUAUUGGACCUUGACGCCAGCGAUAGCGAGGACGAAGUUAUAGCGAUUGGGACAGGCCAGUAUCGCCGCAAGAGUCCUGGGCGAGGCCAGCAGUGGAUGAAUGAAGCUGAAGCUGUGGAAAACGCAGACGACACGGCAGGUGGCAGGAAAGCCGCAAUCAACGGGAUAUCUAAAGCUCCAAACGGCACCAAACGACGGCGCGCAGAUUGAAAAUUGCAUUUUCUAAUGAUACCCGUUUCACAUACCCUGUGAGCAUUUUUAGAAGACGUUUGUCAGUAUUGCAAGGGGUGACUUCCGAUACUUGUUGCGACCAAGUGAUCUUUAGACCUUGUGGUUAGGGCGUUAUGGAGACGAUUUUGCCGUCGUACGAUAACAAUUUAUGCUUGGUGGCCACACGUAUCUGGGCCUAAGCAGGAUAGUCCUAA